Molecule: messenger RNA, 2079 nt
Organism: Anopheles nili
Lineage: Eukaryota; Metazoa; Arthropoda; Insecta; Diptera; Culicidae
Product: putative odorant-binding protein A10
Exons: 2
Coding region: 1-351 (116 amino acids)
Source: RefSeq, a predicted model, not a curated record
AUGAGUUCAAAAGCAUUACCGAAUCUAUUUAUGCUAUCAGCGGCGGUAAUUGUGCUGAUGGCAAUGCUGAUCGUCUGUCCGCAACCGGUCGCGGCAAACGACAGCCAGAAUAUUAACCGGUUGCUCAACAAUCAGGUGAUUGUUAGCCGACAGAUCAUGUGCGUCCUGGAGAAGAGUCCGUGCGAUCAGCUCGGUCGGCAGUUGAAAGCCGCUCUACCGGAGGUGAUACAGCGUAACUGCCGGAACUGCUCUCCCCAGCAGGCCCAGAACGCCCAGAAGCUGACGAACUUCCUGCAAACGCGCUACCCAGAGGUGUGGGCGAUGCUGAUACGCAAGUACGGUGCCGUUUAAGGCGUGCCCGUUGGACAGGAUGGACUCCACGCUUCACGAUCGAGAAGGUGUGGAGUCCCAGAGGAUCGGAAUCUACGCCAAAUUUCACCAUCACCAUCAUCGUUAGCGUCGUCACUGUCAUAAAAUCGGAGUCGAAAGGAUGACGGAAGGACGAGGAUAGCUCUCUCCUUCCAAGGGUUUCCUUCGCGGCCGAAUCACUCACCCAUCCGUGAAAGGAAUCCACCCGUCGAAGGACACUUUCCAAUAAAACGAAUUAAUGGAAUGCACACCCUGCUGGCUGGCAUAUCAACUGCACACGCACAGAGACACAUACAUCCAGACAUAUCCACGACACACCGGCAUAUCAAACAUGCACAUCCGCCCGAGCAUGUAUAAUUUAACUUUCAGCCUCGGUGGCCAAGAUGGAGCUCUGGGACUCGGCAGAAUGGUAGGAACUGUAACGAGCCACGAACAUUCAUAGCUAGGUUGUCAGACGAUGAAGUGAAUGGACUUUUUCGUACCUUCACUCUGACGACACCCGCGGUGAUUCCGGAAGCGGAAGAAAGUCAUAUCGUUUCGGUGUCACACUUGUAGUCAUACGCUUCCUGCCAACGUCUCUCGGCUUCCGGGAGGAAUUUGGUCUAUUUUUAUCACAUAAAAACACACGUUUUUGGAGGAAAAAAAUGAAAUCGUAUUCCCGAUUUGCGAACAAACUCUGGCGUUAAAUCGGAAACGUAGCCGGAUUUUUCCAGCUCACAUCAGCUUCCUGAUCUAUUUCCUGUGCAUAUUGGAACCUUUUUUGCUCGUCGCGACACAUUUUCCAGCGCCUUCUGUGUUUCGGCGUGGUUGUGGCUUUUUCGAAUCGUCACGCGCCUUGUCAGACUGUCGCCAUGGUGACGAUGGUGCGUGAAACAAGCUUACCGAGCAAGCGGGAAACAAGAAGAAGGUUUUAUUUUCUCAUCCAAUUCCGUUUCCUGUUUGACAUCUGCUCAAUUUGUUUGUGUGCUAGCAAAAAAAAAAAACAGUAGCAGCAGGAUGCGUAAUCGGAUUAUGAGCAUCUUCACAUCACGUUUGCAACCGUCACAGAAUGGUUCGUGGUAGCAACGAUGGGUUCCGUUUGGGCAAACCGUGUGCGUCAGCGAAACUCGGACGACUUCCGGACUUCGAAAUGAAUCUUCUCCAUAAGGUGUUUUCCCGGACAGACCGUAGCACAUGAGUAGCAACACAUCAAUGUCACUAUUCCCGCAACUACUAAUGGCGCAGUGUGAUAGAAUCAUAUCCCCUUCAUAUCCAACGAAACGACGGCUUGCCACAAAACGAACGCUAUGUUAAAGUAGGACGACAAGCUUUGAAAGUUAUACAUAGGAUAAUAAGAAAGCAAAAUGUAUCAGAACAGAACACUGAACCUUAAAUUCGCGAAAAAUGCUACUAAAUGUACGAAGACGUUAAGCUAUAAAAUAACAACUACCAACUACCAGACAUAUUAACUCCAACAACAUACAGUCUAGCUCCUUGGUUCCAUGGGAAUAUCAUUGUCUCUCCCUUGCAACAUGUUUUACACCAUGUUUCACUAGAGACCCUUCCAUAUAGAGGACAGAUGUGACCUGGGCACGUCGGGUCUAUUGUUGUAGGAGUUUUACAAGGGAAAAAGCAAAAGCACCCCAAAAAUAAAGCAGACCGAUUUCGAUACAACUGACAGCAUGAACUUUUACCCCGUACCAAUGUGUUAGGUUAGUUUGAGGAAAUAAA